AUAUUUCCGUGGGUGAGUUGUGGACCUUGGACCUGCUUCAGGAUUAAUAUUUCCAAUGAACAUGGGAAAAUUGUGUUUACAGACUCUUAAAUAGCAAAUAUGCAAACAAAAUAUUUAAAUUAAAAAAACAUUUAGAUGCGGUAGUUUUUAAGAUUUCCCCUACUUUUGGACAUUUUAAUGGAUGUUGGUAGAAUAAUCAAUAAUGAAAAUAAAUGAUAAAUGAAAUCCUAAAAGUACCCUAAAUACUUUAAUGUCAGUUUUCUUUUGUUUUCUGAUAUCUUUGUAGUUCUUUUCAAAACCGAAAUAAAUAGUUUAAGGAUGCACAAUAAAGGUGAGGCAUUAAUUGUAAUUUGUGUUGCAUAGACAACAUCUGUGAACAUCUUUAAAGUAUAUAACAAAUGGUCCUGGUCAAUGUAGGAUUUGCAAUGAUAGAUUUCAUGCAAUUAAAUAAUUGUGUUUCAGGACUGCACUACAUUUGCAAAUGCCUCUUACUUUGUGUGCAACUGCAAUUUAUUUAACCAUAAUAGCUGCAUUUUAUAAUGCAAUUUUGAUUUCAAGUCGAUCAGCCAUGCUAAAUAAAGAGACCUAGAUGCCUCACAAAGGAUUUCACCAACUUACACAUCUAGCACAGUUGAGGAAUUUAGGUUUGCUCUUUGGAACUCCUGCAAACUAAAUAUAUAUUGCCAUACACUGCAAAGCUCCAUUUUAGCACGUUAUAACAAAACACAGAUUAUAGUCUAUUGGUCAGCAGAUCUCUUGGUGGUGUCAAUGAGCAGUGACCCUGGUAGAUAUUACCUGUCCAUGGUGUGCAUCACUAGCUUGGCCUCAGCUUGACACUGUUUAAAACUAGGCAUCUGCUUUCAGCACUUUGAUUGGAGAAGGCAAGAUAUUUUGUGGAUGGAAGUCUGUUUUUCUGUGUGCGCAUGCAUCCUAUCAAAUACAGACAUACUACAAGAAGUGCUUGAUAGGAAGAUGACGGACUUCAGAGUGUGAAACACAACCAUAGACUUGAAGAGGCUUUUUUUUCUGAUCUUUGAAGGGAACGGAGAGUGGGAGUGCGUCUGUGAUCUUCACUCUGUUGCUAGGGACUUGAGCUAGCUACUGUUUAGCCAUUGCAGAGCUGCCAGGUCAGAGAGACCCUUAGAAUUAGAUGACCUUCAUUUUCUGACCUUGGAGCGGAUAAGGGGUGAUGGGAAUAUUAAUGUGCGGCUUGGCUGUAUAUACAUAACAUAAUUUGACUUAAUUGCGCCACUAGAACAUCCCUGAAAGAGCAGCGGAGUUAAUGUAAAGCAGUGAUGUGUUGCGGUCAACCCCCGUGAUGUUGUGACACCAUUACCCAUUUCCCCCUCAUUCUAAUCUGUAAACCCAAGGUACUUUGUUCUCACUCAUCAUCAUCACCAUCUCCCAAAUUGCCUCCGGUGCAUGUUGCCCUAGGUGACGGUCGCCCUGACAACACUGCCAUCAUCACAAGGGAGAAAGCUGAUGAUUGGUCAUCACUAAGGUGUCACUUCCUGUGAAGAACAUGAUGGGGGUGGCGGCAGGGGGUUCUGAUUUACGUACAUCAGGUGGCACUUUCUAGCAGAGUGUUGAGAGCUUUAGAAAAGGGAACAAAUAUAUAUGUCUCCCUUUUUAUGAAUUAUCCGCAAUCAGGGCCUGCUGCAUCAGGGGACAAAAAGGCAACACUGAUGGGAAUGUUUUUGUUUGAAAAGAGCCACCAACUGGCUAAAAACGUGACAGAGAUGCUGAAGAUACAUUAGAUUGCAGAAUCUGCAAUAUAAGAUGAAAGAAGGAACUUAAUGUGCUCUAAGUGAAAGAAGAUCAACUGGGAUUGUGAAAAGGCAAAACAACAAGGAGAUAUGGCUAAUCUUGAGGAUUUACGGAGCCAAUUAUGUGCACAAAAUUGUGAUUUAAAAUAAAAACCCAUACAUUUCAGUCAGAACAUCUUUUAGAAGGGGAGCCGAAAUGAUCAGAAAGACCUGUUUUCAUCUGGUCCGGCACAAUCUUUUCGCUGGGUUUAGCAGUGUCUAAUAAGGUGUUGAGCAUACAGUAGUGUUUAUCUACGUCAGAGCUCAUUGAAAUUGUGUGCGUUACCUUCAUUUGAAUGAACAAUCGUCUUGAUUCUGCUUACAUUUGCAUAUUUGUAGGUUGAAUGAAAAAAUAAUUGGUGGCUUGAUUGCAACUGUCCCUUUCCGGAGGCUGUGUAGUGUCCGUUUGUGUGAAGUGCUCAUGGCAGUGACUUCACCCUGGGUUUCAAUACUGUCUCUCACUCCAAAUUACAGUUAUUCAGUUCAUCCAUCCACUCCAUGUCUUUGAAGGAUUAUUCUUUGUCAACCUUAACAAGCACUUUCUCUUCAUGCAACAUUCACAUCACUGUCUUUUUCCUCCUUGUCUUUUACUUACACUUAACCCAUCUCUAUCUACUUUGAUGUCAAUCUUCUCUCUUUCUUUCCCUCCCUCUCUCUGCCCCUUUCUUUGCUUUCUCUCUUUUGUUCCAUGGUCCUCCUCCUCUACCUCCAGGAACCUCAGACAACCGUCAUCCAUAAUCCAGUGGACGGGAUGAAGGGAUCAUCAGACAGCAGCAACACCACUGUGGAGGAUGAAGAUGUGAAAGGAAAGAGCUUAGACAACAGCUCGCUUAAGGCGCAAUCCAGCACGAGCUCCCAGCCCGAUAGCUCUCAGGGCUCCUCAGCUGCCGUGUUCUCUACUACCAAGUUUGCUGACCUGCUGGGCUCAGUGCGUAGGGGCUCAGGGCCCACAUCCGACGGGGAAGGGACAUCCUGCACUCCACCUCCCGCUGCCCUCUCCGCCCCCUCCCCUCCACACACCCCCAUGCAGAUGUCUCGGCUCACUGACCUGGUAAGCAGCGUUCGCAGGGCGGCGCCGGCGGCCCCUGCGCUCAAUUCUGAUGCUGCACCAGUGUCUAGCGCCAGGCCCACCCCUCUAAACGCACACACCACCUCCCCACAUCCCCCCCACUCCCCCUCCAGCCCUCCCCUGUCUUCUUCCCAGAUACGCAAACAGGAAAUUAUCAAGAUCACCGAGCAGCUGAUUGAAGCAAUCAACAAUGGAGACUUUGAGGCAUAUGCUAAGAUCUGUGACCCUGGACUCACUUCGUUUGAGCCGGAGGCGCUGGGCAACCUGGUAGAGGGCAUGGAUUUCCAUAGAUUCUACUUUGAAAACCUUUUGGCAAAGAACAGCAAGCCCAUCCACACCACCAUCCUCAACCCCCACGUCCACAUGAUCGGCGAGGACGCGGCCUGCAUCGCUUACAUCCGCCUGACUCAGUUUGUGGACAACCAGGGUUGGCCGCGGUCCAGCCAGUCAGAGGAAACUCGCGUCUGGCAUCGCAGAGACAGCAAGUGGCAGAACAUCCACUUCCACUGCUCGGGCGCCCCGGCUGCGCCACUUCAGUGAGGGUGGAAUGCAAUAUCUUUGUCUGUCGGGAGUGAUCAGCAGAAGGACGAGGAGAGGACGAAAGAACAAGUCCAGUGUCGGUUUGGGGAAAGGCCCCUCAUCAACAAACCCCCCUUCACUGGACGCCCAGCCUCAACCCCCAGCAUGCAUCUCUUCUUAUUUUUAUUCUACUACUACUCUCCCCUUUGCUUGUCACCUGUCCUACAACAUCUUCUGACCAAAUAUCAAACGACAACUCGACAUCCCUCACCACACUGGGUGUUGGGGGGGGGGGGGUGUUCCUUCUUCCUUAUAUCAACCCUCUUGUCCUCCUGUGAAUCUACACUUGUGUGACAUAAAAACUGCACUGGAAAUACGUUAUGUAAAGUUUUAAGUCAAAUCUAUUAUUAUCAUUACUAUAUUAUUAUUAUCAUCACACAGUUGCAAUUGUAUAUGUAAUUUGUAUAAUUCAACAUUUCUGAUGCCAGUGGUUUUUAGAGUCGAAGGGUUUUUUAGUUUUUUCUCUUAUCUUUUUAAGGAAGCAUGUUUUUCCCCCUAUAUUAACAGUGGCUGUUUUUUAUUGUGGCUAUUAAGUGGAAAAUGAUAUUGGCAGUUUUUGGUCAUUUGCUUCUUUAUGUUAGCUAUGAUUCUGCGCCCAAACACAUGCACAUGUUUUUGAUUGUUUUGGGGAGUUCUUUUUUUUGGAAGGGGUGGGUCCGAUGUGUGAAUGUUGAGAGUGAGUCUUUAUGAAAGUGUGAAUGUGCAAAAGGAGAGCCCAUGCAUAGUGCGAGAUGUAAUGACAGUUUGAGGAAUCUGGUGUUUCCCUCGCUGCAACCACCGUAGAAUGGGUUAUCUAAGCUCAGUGUCUUCCUGUCUCAAAAAAACAUACAAAAACGCACGCAAUAGGAGUUUUACCCAGGUCUCAAAAAAGAAUACAUGUUUUCUGUAAGCAAGAAUGUUCCCUUUGUGGUUUUGUACUGCUGCCAUCAUGAGAAUCAUUAGAAUGUUCUUAAUAUUACAAGAUGUUAAAUCUAUGAAAGGACAUACAGACUUAAUUAUUGUUACCUUAUGACAACUUCCACAUGUUCUGUGAGAAAAGCAUCCAGAUAAUAAAGCAGAUGUCAUAGGAACCAAACAUUAUUCAUUUAUUUUUAACUAGAUUCAGACGUUCUUUUACAUAUUUUUGGGGGCUCAUGAUAACAAGUGUAAUAUAUCAUACUGACUUCAAAGUUAGUUAUUGUAAACGCAUGAAACUGAGCACUAUUUUUGCUACAGUUGGAGUGACAUGCUGCCCUUUCUCACACAAUAAUAAUCCAGACAAAAUCUACAUUUUUUUCGAUGUAUGAUUGAGACUUUGCUAGGCAACAGCUGAAUAUCCGCUUGAAGCAUAAAGUGUUUUUCUUAAAAGUCAAGAUAUUUUUAACGCUGAAAUCUCUGUGCUUUGCUGAAAACACAACAGCCGGUUCCUCUUUUAACAAUCAAAAUAACAAAAGUGGAGGAUAGACCUUUCUCACUUCCAGUAACUUUCAGCACUUACACACUUUUGAGUCUUCAUUACUGAUGUGUGUUUAAAGCCUCUACAAGUGUGAGGAGUUUCACGCCAUAGCAUUAGAUCACAAGCUUUGGGCUUCUCUCUUCUGUGGUCUGGUUCCUCAUUCAGAGCCGUCCUAUGGGUGUGUCUGCCAGCAUGUACAGAACGUGUGUGUGCGUGUGUGUGUUCUUUACAAGUCUAUAGAUUAUAUAUUUGAGGUUUGUGUUGUGUGAGGAUGGAAAGAGAAGGCGUUAUUUCGGAGGACAUAUCAGUCCCCUGCCUUCAGAUGUGGACUUUUUAUCUUGUGAAUUUUAUGUUUUUUUUCAUGUAUUGUGUUUUUAUCAGCUUUUUAUGAUAUGAAGUGCUUGUGCCAGCGGUGGCAGGAUUUAUCCGAUUGAGUUUGCAAGACUGAAAACCGUUUUUGUUGGGUUUCUUUCUUGCGAUAAGCUCCUCUGUACUUCGCUUGUCCACCAUUGGCUGCCUUCACGUUUGUCUCGCUCCUAUUGGUCAGACCAAGAUAUAAAAGAGACCGGGCAGUCGGUUUGGUGAAUAGUCCUCAGGUUUCUAUUUAUUUAUUUAUUUUAAGUGGAUAUUUGUACUGUGUUUUUUUUUCUCCUAUUUUACAGCUCAUGCAUUCGUGCAAGUACUGUCUGUCGUUGUUUAAAGGGAAACUGCUCCGUGUAAAACACAGUUUUUAAAGGGAUAGUACACCCAAUUUGCAUCCUGCAUGUGUUUUGUUUUUUUGUAACGACCAACAUGGUGUGAUUUAUUAUUAUUUUCCUGCUUAUUUUCCUCUACAACCUUUGAUUGAAGUUGUCUUUAACAUUAUUUCCGUUGUUUUAUGGUGCCCACCGUUGUCUUCCACUUAGGUCAUUACCAUCUAUCUCUUUGAAUCUCAUAUAAUACAGGAUUGUAUUUUGUCCCAUCAUCGAUCCUUAUUUAGGGGAUGAAGCUUUUAUCAAAGGAAGGAUGUUUUUUUUUUAUCAAGGUCAACCGAUUAGUAGUUAUAAAAUCGUGUCUCAUAAAGUAACAGUGUUAAGUUGACCCUGUACUAAAAGUAAAAGGUCAAAGGUUACCCGCAGGUGUGUUCAAUGCGUGGUCGUGCUGACCAGACUCCCCCACCCCCUUCCAAAAAAAGGAGAUAGCAGCAUGUACAGUACACAGGUGUUGUUCUUUUUUCUUCAUAGUGUGUUUACUACCCUUGAUGAUCACCAUAAUAGUUUCACAAAUGAGGUAGCAGACGGUAAUAAACAACUGCAGCUAACUAGCUAGUUAGCAUCGUAGCUGGCUUUUUUUUUUGCAUGACUGUCAACAGGACACUUGCUGUUUUGCUUUAUAUUUGGUUUCUCAUGUUCUCCUGAAUGCUGGUAUACUCAACCUUUCUCUGUCUAUUUUCUCAGCUUUUUAAGUGCAUAUAACUAUUUUUGUCUCAAAAUGAUAUUGUGAAGUUGAUCAGGAUGUUAAUGAUUGUGGCACCAUGAGGAUGUUGACCGUGAAGAUGAGGAUGUCAUGAAAAUGAGUUUGCAUGCUUUCCUAUGGGGCUCUGUGUUGUCAGUGCAGAAGGGCUGCCUUUGACGUAUCUGAGAAACACAAAGAGGUUUAUCUCUGUAGAACAAGGAGAAGCUCACAAUUUAAUGAUCGAUCAGGGCUGCACAAGUAUGUCCUAAACACCCGUUCUGAUUACAUCAUGAUGUUGAUACAUGACAAUUUCCCCUUGUAUCGCAUUGUAUCAAAAAUACUUUUCAUCACAGACAUGUUUUACAUUUUUAACUAAAUAAAUGUAAAAACUUUGAUAUAUCAUGAUGUUGUAUGAAUGAUUAAAGCUAAUAUGAAAAAAAGCGAUAUACACAUAUAAACUACAAUCACUACUCUCUGCUGCCUUCCUGUCAGCUGUUUGUUUCACGUGAAGCGUUACUGAGUUAAACUGGAGCCUCUGUUUCUCUCUGAACCUCGGCCAUCUUCUUUCUCCAGACAGUGAACAAGUGGCACUGACAACACGGAGCUGGCUCCUCUUCCUCUGGGCUCUUUCCCUCUUUCUCCCAUUCCCUCUGUUUCCAUCCUAACUCCAUCAUUUCUCUGCAGUUGGCCCUUUCUGGUUUCCCAUUGUCUCUUUUUGCCACUUUCUUCUGUACAAUAAUAUUAACCCUCUAGUUCCCUGACUCUUCUGAUUAUUGCUCUGUUCUCUUACACGUGUUUCUAUAACUUCAAGGCAAUGUGUUAAGGUGUUAUCAAUAAAAUGAUCAUUUAAAUAGAAAAGUGAA
Gymnodraco acuticeps is the source of this 7185-nucleotide messenger RNA. Its product is annotated as calcium/calmodulin-dependent protein kinase type II subunit gamma-like. The record is from RefSeq and is a predicted model, not a curated record. Lineage: Eukaryota; Metazoa; Chordata; Actinopteri; Perciformes; Bathydraconidae. Gene Ontology annotation, biological process: protein phosphorylation. Gene Ontology annotation, molecular function: calmodulin binding; calcium/calmodulin-dependent protein kinase activity. The transcript has 9 exons. Bases 2494 to 3414 code for a protein of 306 amino acids.